Molecule: messenger RNA, 3324 nt
Organism: Eriocheir sinensis (Chinese mitten crab)
Lineage: Eukaryota; Metazoa; Arthropoda; Malacostraca; Decapoda; Varunidae
Gene: Pa1
Product: PAXIP1-associated glutamate-rich protein 1-like
Exons: 3
Coding region: 274-705 (143 amino acids)
Source: RefSeq, a predicted model, not a curated record
AUCAAGGUCAAGUUCAGCCGACCCAAAACAAGCAAGGCCGCGGAUUGAAGCUAUUAACACCCCUCUUCUUCAGUGCUCUUGGGGUUCAGGAGAAGAGGAAGAAGGCUAUAGAAGAAGAAGCGACCGAAGAAGCAAUACAAAACCUCAGAGACUACAUAAAAAAGAAAAAAGAAAGUGUGUGCAGGAAUCUUCUUUGAGCCAGCCAGUCCCUUAAUACCCCUCUUCUUCAGUGCUCUUGUCGUUCAGAAGAAGAAGAGGCCUUUUUUGAGCGCCAUGGAGCAAGACGGCUUCCUGGUGGAGUGCAGCGACGAGGAGGUGGAGAAAGAGUUCAGCAAGACGGCCUAUGGAUAUGAGCCGAGUGUGGGCGAGGUGCUGCGUCUGUACGAGGCGCUGGGACGGGACGGCUCGCUGGGGCUGGGGUGGCGGUGGGAGCUGGGUCGCCGCCUCCCCACACCUUCCCAGAGCGACUCCCACAGUGAGAAGGAAGAGGAGGAGUCGGAGAAAGUCGACACAUCAGGCUUUGACUUUGAUGAUGACACGCCCUCGGUCCGCCCCACCCCUCGCCGCACCCCAGGCAGUGCGGGGCCCAAGGGGAGUGCCAAGAAGAAGACGACGAGCUUUGCCAACGUUAUCGCCAACGUGAGACGACACAAGAAGCUGGAGUACAGGGAGAAGAGUCGAAGCAGAAAGGAGAGCAAGAAGUAGAGAGACAUGUGUUUGUGUGUGUGUGCGUGAGAUGAAAGAUAAUGAGAGGUGAAAAGAGCAUAAGUAAGGAGAGUGUGUGUUUGUCUGUGUGAGAGAUGACGAUGAAAUAGAAAAGAAAGAGCAGAAAAUAUAGAGAGAAAAAUUGCUUGUAUGAGGUAUGAGAGGUGAAAAGAGCAUAAGUAAGGAGAGUGUGUGUUUGUCUGUGUGAGAGAUGACGAUGAAAUAGAAAAGAAAGAGCAGAAAAUAUAGAGAAAAAUUGCUUGAGGUAACAGCAGAGAAGGCACAAGGAAUAAGAGAAAGAGUAAGAGAAGUGUUUGUGUGGGAGAGAUGAUGAUGCAUUAGAAAAGAGAGUGAAAAAUAGAGAAAGAAAGAAAAGUGUGUGUGUGUGUGCGUGAGAUGGCAUAACAGAAAGAGCAAAAAGUAAGGAGACUGUGUGCUUAUGUGUAUGUGUGAGAUGAUGUAAUGGGAGAAAGAGAGCAGCGAGUAAGGAGUGUGUUGUAAAGAGCUUGCUUGGAGAGAGAGAGAGAGAGAGAGCGAGAGCCCACUCAGCCAUCACCAUCAACCAUGCAGAAGAAACAGCUCCAGGGAGGUAAAGAAACAAGUCCAAGAAUUAAUUCCAGUUGAAAAAUAUCUAUUUGACUAUCUAAAUCUGUAUACAAAUUUCAACCACUUAAAUUAAUUGCAUUGAUAAUAUUUUGUUGUUGUUGGCUGAACACACAAAACACUUUCCUUCUCUCCUAGCUUGAAUGAUUACUUUUUGAAGCGAAUCAAUUAUAAUAUUUUUUUUCGUAAUUUAAUGGAAUUUUAUAGUAUAUUUUUUUCAAUAAAUUUGAACUUACACAGAUACUUUAUUUACCAGUGUUAAAUUAUUGUUUCGGUGGAAGAUGGGGCCGUAUUGCAAGUUGAAUCCGAGAAGUUUCAGGUCCAUACAGAUUUCAGUUCGGGGCCGCAUUAAGGGGCUGUUACACUGGGCAAAUUUUCCGUGGAUCUUCAGUCAGACCACGAUUUCCGCUAGCUUGGUUCUCAUUUAUUUCUUGUUAUUGCUGAUGAUGAUGAUGGUGAGUAAUACCGUCGUCCUUCGGUGAAAUCUACCGUAGCUUUGGAAGAUCGUGGACACGUCAGAAAACCACGGAAAUAUGAGAACCACGCCAGCGGAAAUCGUGGUUUGACUGAAGAUCCACGGAAAAUUUGCCCAGUGUAAUAGCCCCUAAGUCAAAUCUGAGAAAAUUCAGGUCCCUACAGAGUUCGUGAUGAAAAACAUUGUAGGGAUCCAAAACUUCUCUGAUCCGACUUGUAAUACGGCCCAUAAUGAAAAAAAGACUGUACAAUAAUCUCCUCCCACCCACAAUAUCCUGACUUGAGUGGAUAUUAAUGUAUAAGUAAAACAAUAGUGGAUUAUACGAGACCUAUCACCCAUAAGCCAUACAAACCUUUAUAAACAAACCAUACAAAGGCUGUGCAAGAGAGAACACAUUUGAACUUACCCUCACUGCUGAUUGGAAGAAACAGCUCAUCUUUAAGUCUUCCGAGGAAUAUAUUUACACAGCAGCUUAGAAGAGUUAAAAUAGGUCUUAAUUUCACACACCAUAACACUCCUUUACUCUGUUGUUUUGUUACGUAUUGAUCUGACACACCAUGAAUGCUCCCUUGCUUUACUCUAUUGUACAGUUUAUUAACACUGAACUGUAUUAUUUUUGUUGCCCUGAAUGAGCUACGAACCCUACAUCUUUGAACCGGCAAAUAUUUAAGUAAUGCAAUUUUUAACCCUGGUCUUUCUUUGACACACCAUGAACACUUCUUUACUUUAUGCUACUGUUGUAUUGUUUUGUUAUGAAGUAGCGUUUUUGUUGCCCUGAAUGAGCUACCAACCCUACAUCUCUGAACCGGCAAAUAUUUAAGUAAUGCAAUUUUUAACCCUGGUCUUUCUUUGACACACCAUGAACAUUUCUUUACUUUACGCUACUGUUGUAUUGUUUUGUUAUGAAGUAGUGUUUUUGUUGCCCUGAAUGAGCUACCAAACCUGCAUCUUUGAACCGACAAGAGGAUGGCACGGCUAAUAUUUCAAUAAUACAACGCCUAACCCUGGUCUUGAUUUGACACACCAUGAACACUUCUUUGCCUUACGCUAUCGUUGUAUUGUUUUGUUAUGAAGUAGUGUUUUUGUUGGCUUGAAUUGCUGCCAAAUUUGCCCUUUUGAACCAACAAGAGGAUGGCACGGCAAAUAUUUCUAUAAUGCAACGCCUAACUUGCUUGGACACACCUUGAACACUUCUUUUUGUUACUCUUUUGUUACUUUUUAUGAACUAUACUAUUUUUCUUGCCCUGAAUAGCUACCAAACCUGCACAACAGAUAUUUCAGUUGUAGAAAGUUUAACUCUGUUCUUGUUCUAAAAUUUUGUCACACACACACACACACACACACACAUCUAUUUACUUUGCAACUGACUCAAUCGAUCGUUUAAUUUUGCAAGACACCUCUCCACCUGAAAUUGACCUCUCUUAUGGCCACUCUGCUUUUAUCUUUUAUGGGAGCGGCGAGUAUCGGGCUUUUUUUUGGGGUACCCUUUUUGUUGCCCUUGAGCUGUGUCCUCUGAUGUAAAAAAAAAAUAAAUAAAUAAA